AUGAAGUUAUUCUCUUUGCAAAUACUUUUCAAAACGGGGGACCAGUGCAAGCUGCUUCAAGCCUCACAUGAAUUAUCCACUUUUCGUUAUUUCCAUCGGAGCAGUGUCAAAGAAUUUAUGGUAUUCACAGGCAAACUCGUUGGUGAGAAAACCGAGCGCUGUCAGCGUGGAUUGGUUAAGGAACAAGAAUACAUAUGUCACGUAUUUGUUCGACAUGAUAAUCUUUGUGGUGUCCUCAUCGCCGACCAAGAGUAUCCACAACGCGUGGCACAAACACUACUGACAAAAGCUACAGAAGAUUUCGCAGCUGAAUAUCCAAGUAAUACAUGGGCUAUGAUGGCAGAAGAAUCUGCCGGCUGCAAGAAGAUUGAUGAAUAUCUUCAACGGUACCAGAAUCCCGUGGAAGCUGAUGGACUAAUGCGACUGCAUAAUGAACUUGAUGAAACUAAAGUUAUUCUGCACAACACCCUGGAGUCUCUGCUGGCGAGGGGCGAAAAAUUGGAUGAUCUUGUUCAGCGUUCAGAGGAUCUCAGCGUACAGUCCAAAAUGUUCUAUACCACGGCUAAGAAGACGAACAAAUGUUGUAUUCUGCUAUAGAACCAAUCCACCCACUGACUGUUUCAUGUUUUCGCCUCCCGGCUCCCCCACUGGUUGUACAUGUCUUGCUGUAUCAAAAAGAACGUUCCGUCUCCGUGAUCUCGCAGGAUAUUUCGCACGGGUUGGGUGGGCAUUACAACCAGUUCAUCAUCAUCAUCAUCCCUUCUUUGUAUGCAUCUGUUAAUCACGCCCUCCGUCACUGUCGCAUUUCCUCAUGCUGGUUAUGGUGCCCAGUUAAUCCGCUGAUUCUCCCGACACACACCCGCUCUUCAAAUUCCUCACAGAUAUUGUGGUUUGCCACUUCACAUGUUUUGGCAAUUGUCUUCCUUAGUUUCCCCCGUCCGCCUUCUAUGUUAUGAGUUAUUCGUACGAAUGCACAUGCUUACACACUUACUGCCCUCACUACUCUCGGUUCACCAACCACAAUCUUUCCGGGAACCGGCUCAAUUGUGAUUAUAGUCUGACCGAAGUCACUCUGCUGGCUCGGCAACUUGCUUACUUUAUUGUGAAAAUUUCUUUGUACGCCCUGAAGUGGUAUUUUCCACUAAUUUCAAAUUGUGUGUGAAUGUCCACGUGUUUUUGUGCCCCGAUUAAAUCCUACCCUGUCCGAAGAUUUGCCCUUUGUGGAUAACAAUUCGCUACAUGUUCUUAUCGACAAUUACCUGUAUUUUCAUGCGACGAGGAAGGCUUUC
Messenger RNA from Opisthorchis viverrini, 1289 nucleotides. RefSeq lists its product as hypothetical. The transcript is spliced from 7 exons. The record is from RefSeq and is a predicted model, not a curated record. Gene Ontology annotation, cellular component: Golgi apparatus. Lineage: Eukaryota; Metazoa; Platyhelminthes; Trematoda; Opisthorchiida; Opisthorchiidae. The coding region runs from base 1 to 597 and encodes 198 amino acids. Gene Ontology annotation, biological process: endoplasmic reticulum to Golgi vesicle-mediated transport. Gene Ontology annotation, molecular function: SNAP receptor activity.